AUGAAAGCCGACAAAUUAGAGAAACUGCAAUGGAUAAGUAAGUUUCAAACCGUUUUUUUAAUACAAACUAUUUCAUUUUUGAAACGUGAAAAUGCAGCUGCAGGCAAUGAUGAGAACAAUAACGAAGAAAGCAACGUAGUUUCCGUGGCGAAAAAGAAAAAGUAUGAGAUCAAAUUUAAGAGGGAGUGGGCAUCCAAGUACAAUUGGCUCCAAGAAGACUCUACCGCAAAGCAAGGUAAGAGGUGCAUGAUAUGCGGUGUUCCAAUUUACGGCAAUAUGUUUCACAUCGAUCGGCAUGCAAAUUCAGACCUCCAUAAAAAAAAUGCUAAUAUUGCUAAAGCAACCUUAAAAAUUUCGAGUUUUACUAAGCCGAAUAGCGAGGAAAUGGAAUUAAGUCGCUCAGCAAAGGCAAUGGAGAUUCGUUUGUGUAUGUUCGUUGCUGAGCACAAUUUGCCAUUUACUGCUUUGGACCAUUUGGCAAAAUGUAUUAAAACGGUAAAAGAUUCACGCAUAAUUUCAAACCUGAGCAUAAAUAGACAUAAGGGUCAAAAUAUUAUAAAGUCAGUCAAUGGUCCUGAAAACUGCAGACAAAUUUCUGAAAUAACAAAACAACAAUAUUACUCCGUGAUCAUUGAUGAAAGCACUGACAUUUCCAUGGACAAAAACUUAGCAGUUAUAAUUAGAGUUUUUACGAACAAAUGUAGAGAUAGAUUUUUGGACUUUGUUCAAGUGUCUGAUUCUUCUUCCGCCGGAAUUUUCAAUGCGCUUUUAAAAGUUUUGAAUGAUCAUGAUAUUCCGUUGAGCAAUCUAUUGGGAUUUACGGCAGAUAAUUGCGGUGUCAUGAUGGGCAAACGAAAUGGCGUCCAAGCAAAAUUAAAAGAAAUUUGCCCUAAAAUCUUUGUUAUUGGCGAUGUAUGCCACAACCUUAAUCUAUCGUCCGAGGCAGCUGCAUCAGUUCUUCCACAAGAAAUAGAAAAGUUAAUUCGCUCUAUAAAUCACCACUUCUGUCAUAGCGCUAGUAGAAAAAUAGAGUUUGAAAAAUUUCAAGAAGAUUUUGGAAGUGCGGUUCAUAAGAUUUUGCGAUUUAGUUCAACACGAUGGCUUUCGCGGCAGUCGUCAUUUAUACCGCCUUAA
Rhagoletis zephyria (snowberry fruit fly) is the source of this 1134-nucleotide messenger RNA. RefSeq lists its product as uncharacterized. NCBI's taxonomy places the organism in Eukaryota, Metazoa, Arthropoda, Insecta, Diptera, Tephritidae. The record is from RefSeq and is a predicted model, not a curated record.